GUCAUUCAUUGGCGCGCUGAGUGUCUACUGAGAUGUGUUGUUUCGUGAAAAAUAUUCCUCUUUUCUGACUUGUCUAUUUAAAUUGCAAACCUACAAAGGGCGAAGUAAUGUGGAUAUUGACACCACUGCAGUCUGGAGGUGAGACCCACUACCUCCUCCCUGGAAGGGACUAUGUGGUGGGGCGCAAGAACUGUGACAUCCUUCUUCCCAAUGACCAAUCCAUCAGUAGGGCUCAUGCUAAGCUCACAGUUGCUGACCAGAACCUGACUCUUAACGACACCUCCAAGUACGGCACAUUUGUCAACAACCAGCGUCUAACAGCACCUGUGAACCUGAAGUCAGGAGAUGAUGUUACAUUUGGUGUUUUUCAUAGCAAAUUCAGUGUGUUUCAUCAGAAGCCCGUUGUGUGUUCAUCAUGUUUGGACAGCACGGGGAAGGGGGCACUCUCUCAGGCCCUGGUAGCUUUAGGUGGAAAGCUUGUUAAUGCCUGGACUAAGGAAUGCACCCACCUGGCCAUGCCCAGUGUUAAAGUCACCGUAAAGACAAUUUCUGCUCUGCUGUGUUGUUGUCCCAUCGUAAAGCCAGAGUUCUUCUCAGAACUCAACAACGCCUAUCAGCAAAAGCUACCGCCUCCUAAAGCUGAGAGUUUUGUCCCUGAGAUCGAUGAGCCCAGCUUGAAUAAAGAUGAGGUUAACCUUGGAGCGAUGCCAGUUCGCAAACAGCUUUUCACUGGAAAGACCUUCAUUUUCCUCAGCACCAAACAGUUAAAACGCCUGAGUGGAGCGGUGAGUUUUGGAGGUGGCAGGAGUCAGCUGCUGGAGGAGGGCUCCCUGCCCUGUGACCUACUGGAGUCUCCACACAGCUGUGUGGUCGAUGUUCUAACAGGCAGUUCCCAAACUCUGCUUCCUCCCUCCUCUGUAGAGUGGGCAGACUCUGUGAAAAGCAUCCUGCAAAGAAAAGGCCUUCGAGUGAUCACAGAGUCUGAAAUUGGUUUGGCUGCCAUCUAUGCAUCCUGUGACAAGUACUGCAAUCCAUCCUGUGUAAACUCAGAUUCUGACCAAAAAUUAAAACCCAGAAUCCCAAGUGCUUCGCUGUCACAGAGCGUGGCUGUGGAUGAGACUGUGUUACCUGCAGCUUCUCAGAACAUUACAGCUUAUGCAGUCAACACAGAGCCAUCACAAAGGUAUAGACAAGCACCCACUAACCCUCACCUCCCUGUGAAUAAAUUCAGGACUUUGCAAUCUUCUGUUGUCAGGAUGGAGGUUUGCGAGGCGAGUGGAGUGGUAGCAGUCGGGGAAACCCCUGAGAAGAAGCAAAACCACAACUACAGACAGUCUCAUGGAUCCAAACUUACAGAUCAAAGUACGACCACCCCGAGCGUUGUGGCCGAUACAAUGAGCUCAUCUUUCAAUAUUGCAGACAGCAAAGACUCACAGAGGAAGAAAACUGACUCCAAAGCAACAGGUGGAGGAGGUACUUAUGUUAGAUCCCAGCCAUCUACACCCAAGACCAAUGGUGGCACAAAGACAUCCCUUUAUAAACAAUCUCCUCAGAAAGCUAAAAUCUCUGCACAAACUUCCCCGCAAAAACAAUCAACUCUGACCAAUUUCUUUCAGCCUGUCCACAAGAAAAGACCUUUGGAGGAUCAGCUUUCAGCUGUCAUGUCCGAACCCAAGCGACCAACACCAGAAUCAUCCAUCACUGUUCAGGCAUCGAACACAGAAACCAAACCCAAAGAAGUGCCUCCGCUUUCUCUCCGCGGCCCUCAAACUGUGUCCCAGACUCCACUCGAGUCUCCGGCUGAUUUGUUUGUAGGACGAUCAGAGGCCCCUUCAGAGGAACCACAGAGUAGAAAGAGGAAGGAGAUAGAAGAAGAGAUAAAGAUAGAAGAACUGGAGUAUAUUAUGUCUGAGGAUAUGCACGACUUUGAUGAGAAACCUUCAAGUAACCAAGGCCAGCAAGAGGAGCUAACGAUGCACAGUUCAAGUAAACAAAAACAAGACUUGCAUAGUAUCGUCUCUUCAUCCUCAAGCAAGAGGCAGCGGGUCUACCAAGAAGAAAAAGUGAUUAGCCAAGAAAGGCCGAAACUGGCCUUGAAAAAGGAAUCAAGUUUCAGCAAGAAUCUCAGCACGCAAUCAGGACCACCUGUUGUCUCUGUUAAGACGAAGCAGCUUCAUCCAGCAGACUUCAUGACAACAAAUAACGAGUCAAACAAACCUCCUGAGAUGCCUUUUGCCAGUACAAGUAAGAACAUGAAGGCUGUUGAAGAUGACCAGGCAUCUUUCAUUGAGGAUGUGGAGCUACUGGAAGUAGAUCUUUGCCAGGAAAAAGACGAGACAAAGACCUCUGUGAAACCAGUUGUGGUCAAGCAGGAGGUUCAGGAGUCAGUAAUUGACGAAGGCCUCCCUAAUAAGCUGGUGUUGGUGGAGUUUAGAUCUCUCACAGUUUCAGCUCCUCAUAAAAUCAAACCAAAACAAGUGCAGGAGAACAGACACGUCAAGAACUUCAAAUGUUUCCGCAAGAAACGCGUUCCAGGUGCAGAAGGUUUCCCACCCGUCAUCAGAGGAUCUGAUCUGCUGGUUCACAACAGGGGCAAAAACUCAGAUAUGGAUGAAUGGUUGCAAAAUGCUGCUGAGGAGGAGCGUCAAAACAGGCGGGACGAGUCAAUAGGAGAUGACCUGUUUAGGUACAACCCUACCAAACAAACCAAGAGAAGAUGAAAUGCCUUCAUCUUGACAUCCUCCAGAGUGAAUUCAUCUCACAGGACGUAUGUGAAACCCUGUUUGAAAGGACUAGAAAUAACCCGUUACAUUUCUCUGAUUUGUGCAUUUCGGCUAUAAUGCUUUGAUUUGCUGUUCUUCCUAUAAAUAUAUUCCUACUCUUCUCUAACGGAGCCACUGACAGCUUGCAAUGUAACAGAACAAUCUUGUGUUCAGAGAUUUUUCUCAAAGAUUUUAUUUGUUGUUAAUAAAAAAUAUACCAUACAAAACAUUAUAAACUUUUCAGUUGUACAAGAGAGUUUUAAAACUCUACAUGGUCAAAGCAGCUAUUCAUUUAGGUUGAAGUCAACACCCAGUAUGUUCCCUGUUUUCAGUAGAAUUACAGACCAAUGUGGGAUUCAAGCAUCACUAUUUCUUCUAUCAAUCUUCAGUGAGUCAACCCUUCAGGCACUUUUCCUGUUCAGAUAAGAAGUAAUCAUGCCAAAUAUCUCUUGGCCUUUUUAUACUAUAUAUAUAAACAGAUAGUUGAAGCUCACCCGCCCCUUCAUAUUCACAGAAGGUGCCGUGUCCAAGUUCAGAGUUAACAAGUUAGCAUUCAGCGUCAGUUGUGCAGUAAAAUAAAAUAGCUUUUUUCAUGGGCUACAGGGUGGCCAAGGGAGUCAGGAGACUGGCUUUAAAUGCCUUUUUUCCCUAAUUUGCAAUGGAAUUAUUCAGCUUAAGAUUUAACUACUUGCUUACUAAAAUCCAUUCAUAUCUUUACUAAAAUGCUGAGGACAAAUGAAAAUCAUGCUAUUGAAGCAGUAUUUCUCAACAGGAUUCCACACCUUGUUUUUUUUUUCUUUUUUUCUUUAAGUAAAUUAAACAUAAUUAAAAAGUCCCACUUUUGAGUCAUGCCAUCCCCCUUUACAGUUCACCAAUCUAAUGCAUCUCAUAUCUCUCCUUGUAGGACUUUUAGCAUGCUUCCAGGCAAUGGUUCAUGCCUGCAGACAUAUGUUUAAUAUUCUAACUUUAUAUGAUGACCAAAAUCUAAACAGUAAUGAAUAAAAGUAUUUUGUUAGUGGAAAAAAGUCAGGACUACACAACAUGUUAUUUAAUAAUGCAUAUCCACAUCUCUGGCUCAUAUAAUGUUGAAGCUGGCAAAAUAAGAUAGAAAUGUCAAAUCACAAUAAACAUAACAUGAGCUGUGUGUGAGCGGCACACAGAAAAUAAUGAGUGUAGCAUCACUGAGUUAAAGAUACUGAUUAUAAAGCUGAAGGGAGGAAAAGUGGAACGGGAAAAUGGAUUGUGAUGUCAGCUUUGCCACCUUCCCAAGUUGUGGCUGUUUACGGUUCAGUUGUUUUAAACAUGGCAGAUAACAGAGAUACAUGAGUAGAACUGGGCAUGAAGACACACAAAGAGUUCUGCGAGUCAGACUUGCAAAAUCACCUGUGAAUGUUUGGCCGAUUUGAUGCAUCUAAAAAAACAAAAACAAGAUUACAUAUGCUUCACUUUGUUAGUAAAAACUUAUUACAUGACUGCAACGAAAGUUCAGCAUAAAUAGAUGUUAGAUGAUAAAAUUUUGUUAUGUUACUAAGAUCUAUGUUGAUUUAAAACAAAGGAAAAAAGAAAAGACUGCAUGGUUCAUUGAAAUGGUAUUUUGUUUUGGUUUUCAAUUCAUUUCAUUGUUUUGGUUUUUCAUUUUUUCAUGUAUUUAAAACCUCAUUGUCGAGUCUGUUUAUGUGGGUUUAGAUUUAUCUGAGCUGGCACUGAUUCUGUCUAAAAUUAGUGCUCAUUGUUAACAUCUAGAUUGUUCGUUUCUUUUUCUGUGCAAUGAGUAAUUGGUAAUUAUUUGCAAAGACAAAAGUUUAAGAGUUGUGCACAUGUUUAUUGUUUUAAUGUAUUUUCUAUAAAUCCCAUUGCAUUCAGACUCUGCUUUGGUCACUGCACAUCUUUAUAUUGUCUGCAUUUAUUAUUAUAGUAUAAAUAAAUUUAAAGCAUUGAU
This is a messenger RNA of Melanotaenia boesemani (Boeseman's rainbowfish), 4701 nucleotides long. RefSeq names its product nibrin (gene nbn). Gene Ontology annotation, biological process: mitotic G2 DNA damage checkpoint signaling; telomere maintenance; double-strand break repair via homologous recombination. Gene Ontology annotation, molecular function: damaged DNA binding; protein binding. Lineage: Eukaryota; Metazoa; Chordata; Actinopteri; Atheriniformes; Melanotaeniidae. The transcript has 16 exons. Gene Ontology annotation, cellular component: nucleus; Mre11 complex. The record is from RefSeq and is a predicted model, not a curated record. The coding region runs from base 108 to 2720 and encodes 870 amino acids.